GCCACUAAAGUGACCAAUUUGAUCGGCGGAGCCCUUGCUGGCUCCGGCUCACCGAACAUGCCUCCGCCUUCCUGCCUGUUGGCCCUGCUCACCGCCGGCAACCCGCCGCCGCUCCGUCUUCUCCUUCCGCUCCACGCGCACCUCCUCGUGUCCGGUCUCCCCUCCUCCCUAUCCCCCUUCGCUCCCCGCCUCGUAUCCGCCUUCGCACUCACCGAACUCGCCUCCCCGCGCCCGCUUCUCCACGCUCUCUCCCUCCUCGCAUCCCUCACCUCCCCGCCAGACACCGCGUCCCCCUACAACGCCGCCCUCCGCGCGCUCUCCCUCUGCCCGCACCCGCACCUCCUCGACCGCCACUGCCUCCCGCUCUACCGCGCCCUCCUCCGCUCCGGCUCCGCGCGGCCGGACCACCUCACCUUCCCCUUCCUCCUCAAGGCAUGCGCGCGCUUAAGGGAGCGCUUCUACAGCGGCGGCGCGGUGCUUGCGCACAUUACCCGGCUCGGCUUCAACUCGGACGUCUUCGUGGUGAACGCCGCUAUGCAUUAUUGGUCUGUUUGUGGGUCCAUGGUGAACGCCCGCAGAUUGUUCGAUGAAAGUCCCGUGAGGGAUGUUGUCUCGUGGAACACGCUCAUCGGCGGGUAUGUUCGGAGGGGUCUCCCUGGAGAGGCUCUGGAGUUAUUUUGGAGGAUGGUGGAGGAAGGAACAGUUAGGCCGGAUGAGGUCACGAUGAUUGGAGCCGUAUCAGGCUGCGGGCAGCUGGGUGAUUUGGAACUUGGGAAGAGGCUGCAUGAGUUUGUGGAGUUUAAUGGGGUGAGGUGCACUGUGAGGCUGAUGAAUGCAUUGAUGGAUAUGUAUGUUAAGUGCGGCAGUUUAGAGCUGGCGACGUCGGUGUUUGAAAGGAUGGAUACCAGAACUGUAGUUUCUUGGACAACAAUGAUUGUUGGGCAUGCAAGGCUUGGGACGAUAGAGGAUGCACGGAAGCUGUUUGAUGAGAUGCCCGAAAGGGAUGCAUUCCCAUGGAAUGCUCUGAUGGCCGGUUAUGUACAUAGUAAGCAAGGCAAGGAGGCUAUUGCGUUAUUUCAUGAGAUGCAGGAAGCAAAGGUGGCCCCAGAUGAGAUUACAAUGGUCAAUCUCCUAUCUGCUUGCUCUCAGCUCGGAGCAUUAGAAAUGGGGAUGUGGGCUCACCAUUACAUCGACAGACAUCAGCUUUAUCUUAGUGUUGCUCUUGCCACAUCUCUAGUUGAUAUGUAUGCAAAAUGUGGCAACAUCAAGAAAGCUAUAUGUAUUUUCAAAGAUGUCCCUGAGAAAAAUGCUCUCACUUGGACAGCGAUGAUCUGUGGUCUGGCAAAUCAUGGACACGCAGAUGAGGCUAUAGAGCACUUCCGUAGAAUGAUAGAGCUUGGAUUACAGCCAGAUGAGAUUACAUUCAUUGGGGUUCUCUCUGCAUGUUGUCAUGCUGGUUUGGUUGAAGAAGGUCGGGAAUUUUUCUCACUAAUGGACUCAAAAUAUCACCUUAAGAGGAAAAUGAAACAUUAUUCAUGCAUGAUAGAUUUGUUAGGCAGAGCAGGGCAUUUAAAUGAAGCAGAAAAGCUAGUAAACACCAUGCCUAUGGAUCCUGAUGCUGUAGUUUGGGGCGCUCUAUUUUUUGCUUGUAGGAUGCAUGGUAAUAUCACUCUUGGCGAAAAGGCAGCAAUGAAAUUGGUUGAACUUGAUCCAAGUGAUAGUGGAAUCUAUGUGCUGCUGGCUAAUAUGUAUGCGGAGGCAAACAUGAGGAAGAAAGCUGACAAAGUGAGGGCUAUGAUGAGACAUUUGGGAGUGAAGAAGGUUCCUGGAUGUAGUUGCAUUGAGCUGAAUGGUGUAGUUCAUGAAUUUAUUGUGAAGGAUAAAUCACAUGUUGACACUAAUGCAAUUUAUGAUUGCUUACAUGAGAUCACGCUACAAAUAAGACAUACUGCAAACAUGAUUGACAUUUCAGCUACUGGCAUCAUGUAGGAUUUUUUGGCCUAGAAACUGCUAGCCUAGGUCUGAGAUAUGUUACGCCUGUUGUGUUCCACAACUCAUUCAUCUGACGAAUUGUACCAGCUGGCCAGGCAAUGUACUCAGAGAAGUGGAUUUUCUUAUGCUGAUCAAAAUUUGUGUCACCUCAAGAGCAUUUCUGGUCCUUUUGCAGCUUAACUGAGAUAAUGAUUUUGCAUAUUAAUGAAGAUAGCGAUGUCCAUGACAGAUGCUCAAGGGAGCACAAUUUAUUAGAAGAAUAGUGACAGAAGAGAGUACCAACUUGCUAGCUGUGUGCCUGUAUAUUCAUGAGAUUAAGGGUGUUAGUAUGAAAUUGCCGCCGCAUGGAGCCACGUGCCAGAGUCUCAAAAGGAGUUCUGUUAUUGUCUCCCAAGUACAACAGUUGCCUGCUGUUGGAGGGACGAGUGAAUGAUUCUGCACAAGAUGGUACAAGCAUUGCGGAACUAGCGGCCACUGUGCAAGGUGGAAAAUGAGGAGAAGUACACUUGGGCGAUCACAUGAUAACAAAGAAGAGUUUGCAACCUAUGAUGCUGAUUGGAGGAAACUUGGGGGACGGGCGGAUUACUAGAACUACAUCAACACCGGUUCCAACAUCAUUAGAGUUGGGAGUGUAGAGAGCAGUCUCCAGCGCCAUGUUUGAGUUUUCUCCUUUUUCUGGAAAGUAUGAUCUUGAGUCCUCGUUACCUGCUUGUAGCGGGCGCGCUUAGAAUACGCUAAAGCCUUGAACUUGUAAAUGCUAAAACACUUUGUGUGCUUU
This is a messenger RNA of Panicum virgatum (switchgrass), 2770 nucleotides long. Its product is annotated as pentatricopeptide repeat-containing protein At2g22410, mitochondrial-like. The transcript is spliced from 4 exons. The coding region runs from base 58 to 1989 and encodes 643 amino acids. Lineage: Eukaryota; Viridiplantae; Streptophyta; Magnoliopsida; Poales; Poaceae. Gene Ontology annotation, molecular function: protein binding; RNA binding. The record is from RefSeq and is a predicted model, not a curated record. Gene Ontology annotation, biological process: RNA modification.